CAUGUACUAACCAGGGCCUGGUACUAACGAUUGCGCCACUCACAUCGGUUUGCGAUAAGGCAGCCUCUUGCAAGACAGAAGAAGAAACAAAAGGAAACGAGCAAGUAGCAUUGCCUGCACGGCACGCACGCGGAACAGUCAAGCCAAUAGGCAGUGAUUAAGAGAACUACAUUUUCGGCUUAAGAAAAUGUAUCGACCAAAGCCAACAUUGAAAGACCGGCAGCAUCUGUAUAAACUCAUUAUAAGCCAACUACUCUAUGAUGGCUACACAAACAUAGCUAAUAGUUUAAUCAAUGAAGUUAAACCUCAAAGUGUGGUGUCACCAUCGGAACAGUUGGUUCAGCUCGCAAAAAUUGGAAUGGAGAAUGAUGACAGUGCUGUUCAAUAUGCCAUUGGGCGCUCUGAUACAGUAGCGCCUGGUGUGGGAAUUGAUCUGGAAUUCGAUGCUGAUGUCCAGACAAUGUCUCCAGAGGCAUCAGAGUAUGAGACUUGCUACGUUACCUCCCAUAAGGGACCUUGUCGUGUUGCGACAUAUAGUCGAGAUGGCCAGCUAAUUGCUACAGGCUCUGCGGAUGCUUCGAUAAAAAUACUGGACACUGAGCGUAUGCUGGCCAAAAGUGCAAUGCCAAUUGAGGUUAUGAUGAAUGAGACAGCUCAGCAAAACAUGGAGAAUCAUCCUGUGAUCCGAACGCUUUAUGACCACGUCGAUGAAGUCACCUGCCUGGCUUUCCACCCAUCUGAACAGAUCCUUGCCUCUGGCUCAAGAGAUUACACCCUCAAACUCUUUGAUUACUCAAAACCUUCUGCUAAAAGAGCAUUUAAAUACGUACAGGAAGCAGAAAUGCUGCGUUCCAUCUCUUUUCAUCCAUCUGGAGACUUCCUUUUAGUUGGAACACAGCACCCAACCCUGCGUCUUUAUGAUGUCAACACAUUUCAAUGUUUUGUGUCCUGUAACCCUGCGGACCAGCAUACAGAUACUAUAAGCGGUGUCAGUUACAACCCUACAGCCAACAGCUAUGUCACCUGCAGCAAGGAUGGGAGCAUUAAGCUGUGGGAUGGCGUCUCCAAUCGCUGUGUGACCACUUUUGACAAGGCUCAUGACGGAGCAGAGGUCUGCUCAGCCACCUUUACGAAGAACUCAAAGUACGUCCUUUCAAGUGGGAAGGAUUCCGUGGUCAAACUGUGGGAAAUAUCAACUGGCCGGAUGUUGGUGAAAUAUACAGGUGCUGGUCUGAGUGGACGUCAGAUGCACCGUACGCAGGGCGUGUUCAAUCACACAGAAGACUACGUUCUUCUCCCUGAUGAGCGCACCAUUAGUCUGUGCUGCUGGGAUUCCCGUACUGCAGAGAGGAAAAACUUGCUUUCGCUGGGUCAUAACAACAUAGUCCGUUGCAUAGUCCACUCGCCCACCAAUCCUGGGUUCAUGACUUGCAGUGAUGACUUCAGGGCCCGUUUCUGGUACCGGCGCACCACCACAGAUUGAUGACUUCUUUUGACUAAACACACAAAGGACUCCACAUGCAGGAAUGCAGCACCAAUAUAAAAAGUCAAAAGUUGACUCAAUUCUUAUCUUUAAGAUUUUUCUUUUUAUAAUAAAUCAUCAAAAUGAUCAGUCAUUUGAAUGAAUUAGUCUGUUUCCUCUACCACUUUGUAUGUUUUUAUGUUAUGUUUUUUCCUCCCCUUUUGUUUAUUAAACUUUGGAUUAUAUUUAGAUAAAAAUAAAAUGUGUCUCUAACAAUGUUGACUGGUUAUUUAUAGAGUUCUAUGAGGUAACCAAUGAUGCAGAUUUUUCCAAAGGGAUACGGCGAAAU
Molecule: messenger RNA, 1811 nt
Organism: Corythoichthys intestinalis (scribbled pipefish)
Lineage: Eukaryota; Metazoa; Chordata; Actinopteri; Syngnathiformes; Syngnathidae
Product: cleavage stimulation factor subunit 1
Exons: 6
Coding region: 188-1483 (431 amino acids)
Biological process (GO): mRNA 3'-end processing
Cellular component (GO): mRNA cleavage stimulating factor complex
Molecular function (GO): protein binding; RNA binding
Source: RefSeq, a predicted model, not a curated record